Messenger RNA from Diabrotica virgifera virgifera (western corn rootworm), 8582 nucleotides. RefSeq lists its product as uncharacterized. Bases 1259 to 3193 code for a protein of 644 amino acids. Lineage: Eukaryota; Metazoa; Arthropoda; Insecta; Coleoptera; Chrysomelidae. The record is from RefSeq and is a predicted model, not a curated record. The transcript is spliced from 2 exons.
AUAUUUUUUCACCCCCAAGAGGGGGUGAAAGUCACCCCCAGGUCAAAAGCACACAUCGGCACAAUAUCACUUUUUUUCUUUGACAUGUAAGCUAUACUUAUGCCAAAUUUCAUGUCAAUCCAAGCGCUUCUUUAAAAUUUAGAGCAAAAACCGUGAAAGAAUGGACUACACCAGAUUUCAAAAACUUCCAAGUUUGUAAAGGGAUCUGGCCAUUAAAGUCCUUGCUUCCAUUUCGUUCAAGAGAAAAGGACAAACACUUCUUGUAUCUUCUAUCUCAAGUUGAAAUUCAACUUGCGAUCAGUCAGAAAUCUACGAAGCUACAAAAAAUCAUUUCUGGUUUGUUUUACUCUGCACUUUAUUUCAGUUUCAGGCUCCCAACUCUCAUUAGCUCUUUCAGGGGCGACGGUACCCACAGUGUACCACAAAAAAUUUUACCACUUCAGGUAAAAUUUUCUGUAGCAUUUCUGCCCCUGAAAGAGUUAGCAGACAAUCCAAGUAUUUAAACUGCUUGACUUGUUCCAUUUCUUCUCCAGCUACACAUAUCUUUAUAUUUGGACAAUUAUUUCUACCUGUAAUCAUUGUUUUUUUCUUCUUGAUAUUUAUUUUCAAACUCAAAGCUUCACUUGCAAGAAUUAGAUCAUUUAAAAGGCAUUGAAGAUCUUCGUGUCAUCUGCCAACUAUCGCUAUGUCAUCAGCAUGCUUAAUGUUGUUAAUAAAUAUACCUAAGUACCGUUUACUUUAAUACCGUUAUUAGAGUCUGCUACUGCUUCUUCUGCCAAGAGUUUUUCAACGUAUACGUUAAACAACAUUGGAGAAAGUAUACAACCUUGCCUUACUUCCUUUUUUUGAGAAAUAUUCUGUUUCGUUAAAAUUUUGAAGACAUACUGUUGCUACCUGGUUACAAUAAAGAUUGGCGCUAACUCUUAUAUCCUUGGCAUCCAAUUCCAAUUCUUCUAGAUAUUUUAUCAUUAGUUCGUAUUUUAUGUUAUCGAAUACUUUCUCACAAUCGAUGAAACGGAGAAGACAUCCUUUAUUUGAUCUAAACAAUUUUUCAUUACUGUUUGUAUACUAAAGAUCGCCAUAGUAUUUUAUUCUGUUGUAUAUAAUCCUAGUAAAUAACUUGAAGACCAGGGAGGCCAGACUCAAAAGAUGAUACUUCUGAAGGUCUGUGUUGAGACCUUAAGAAUUAUGGUUCCUUUAUUUCAUCCAACUUAAAUUUUUUAUUCCCGGACGGCCUGAAAAGUUUAUAUUAAUUAAAAUGUUUGUUUUGGAAGAGAAUUUUCAGAUGACAGAUGAUGAGAAUGGAGGAUCGAGAAGUACGGUCGUUGUGUAUGCUCGAGGAGACGUUAAUCUUUGGAUACAGGCGCAUGCCACUAGUACGAAUACAAUAAUAAUUACAUCCAUUGAUCCAGAUCUGAAUGAGUGUAUCGCAAAUCAUAUCCAAGAAAGGGAUGUUAAAGUAGAAUGCAAUAACCAUACGUAUACUGAAACAUAUAGGUAUAUGAAUGCAUCAUCCGGAAAAUGUCCAUGUGACUCCAGUGAAAUUCGGAAAAAUAUAACGAGUGCUCCACCCGUACCAACUACUUCGCCAAUUUCAAACUUGCCACCAGCAGCUGACACGGAUUUAACUACAGCUUCAACGGAAACAUCAACGCCAAGUUCUUUUUUGACAACAACAGCUUCAACGAAAACGUCGACGCCAAGUUCUAUUUUCACAACUACAGCUUCAACGGAAACAUCAACGCCAAAUUUAAUUUCCACAAUUAUGCCUAUAGAAGAGCGUUCGGGCCAUUUGGCGCAAAUACUAUUCAUAUAUAAUUUAAUGAAACCUUAUAUGGGCAAAUACAUUCAAACAAUUUGUACUAUAGAAGGCACGGAUAAACCUUAUUUUUCAGUUCAAACGGCUCUUUACAAACCAUUUAUACUACAACAUAUUUUCCAAUAUUAUUUCGAUAAUUACAUAUCUCCUGAGCUGCAAAUAUUUAACCCUAUAGAUUCAACAUUUAGUAUCCCAACACCGGUUUUAAAUGCAUUAUACCAAAUUUUAAGUCGUUACCCGAACAUUUUAUGGCAACUUCUUAAUUUGUGGAAACCAGGCAUGCCAACUCCUCCGAUCUUAGAUUGGUUGUGGAAGACUUAUCUUUUGCAUAACUUACGUUGGAAUAUGUUUAACCCAUUUUUACCCUUAGGUCUGUUAAAAUGGACUAAGUUUGCUCCCUUUUAUUAUAAUCCUUUACGGAAUCUAAUUUACAAUGUAUAUCAGAAGUAUAAUAUAUACAGCCGUCAAAUUUCUUUCCCUAAGUUUCAUAACAACAUACCACUCGAAUGGAAUAUUUGGAAUUCACUGUAUCCAGGCCUUUUAAAUGACUAUAUUAAAAAUCAUGCUUCCAAGAUAUACGAAUUAUACAAGUUAUCUGAUAAUUUGACGAUAAAGCCCCCGAACUACAUAAGAAAAUAUUUAGUACCAAUUGAAAUAAUGAGAUUGUACCAAACAAUGCCUCGAUAUUACACCAAUUUGAUUAACUUAAUUGUCAUGAAAUAUUACAACUUCAUCGAUUAUUUUAAAUUUAUAGCUUACCAAUAUGGAAAUAGAUAUUGGCAGCAAAAUUGUGUCUAUCCAAACAAAGAGAUGUGUUCGAUGCGGCCCGAUAUAAUGCAAUUACCUCAAAUUGUGUACGACCCAACCCAAACAUACGAAAUGUUUAUACCUUUGCUACGUAAAGUGGCCAACAUUUAUCCUUCUUUGUCUAUAUUAAUAAGUCAAAUGCAAAUGUCUUCUAUCGCUUAUAAUAGCCAGAUGAAUAUACAUCUUUAUGGGAACAUGUUUGGAAAAUUUAACCAAAACAUGUAUCGAUAUCUGUAUCCUAUAAAUGUCACAUAUUCGCUUCAAUAUCCAAAUGUCGUAAUUUCACAAUUAUUUGGUCCCUCGACUGGAUACAACAUAUACUCAAAUUAUUUAGAACAGUUGGUCAAUUCUAUGUACAGUAGUUAUUCAAAAGGUUACGAUCAGAUAUUUAAAGAUCUUUUAUAUGUUCCGCCUCCUGACAAACAAAAAAAUAAAAUAAUUUAUACAAAUCCAAAUUUAUUUAAUUAUUUGUUAUCAUCAAUGUUAAGUUCGUAUCAUAUGUAUUACAGUUUUAUUAAUAUGUACAUGUAUUAUCCAAAUAAUAAACAAAUAAUAAUAAAUGUUUGAACCAAAAGGUGUCUUAUAAACUUACAACAUAAAAACGAUGUGAUUAGCAUCAGUGUUGAUACCUUUCAUUACCACCACAGCUUAUUGCCUAGCCAUGCUAGGUCAUGUUACACCUAAUGAUACAUUGUUUUGUGUAGGGUCGUGUGUUCAACAAUAAACCAUUCAAAAGGACCCCGCCACACUCCUUAUAGAAAAGUGGCCCCGGUCAAAUUUAACGAAAAUUCGGCCAAGGAUAGUUCUUAGUGCGUAAAUUAAAAAAGUUAAUAUGGGACAUGCGUCUGAAAAACUAGCUAUUAUUCAGAAGCUAAAGUCUUCUAAAGUUAUUGGAUUCAGAUGCUCGGUUUACGUUAAGAGCAUGGGCGCAAAAUUCGCUUGCAAUGCUGUUCAAAUGCAUUCAUUUUUUUUUCGAAUCCUGAAAAAACUAAUAAAUAUUUUUUAAAAAUUUAAACGUGGAUUCAAAUAUGACAUUGAGGACCGAAAGUCCCUCAGAAUAAACAAAAGGUUUCUUUUGAAUCAGAUAUUUAAAAUUAAAAAUUACACUCAAUUUUCUCUUUUUUUCACCCCUGUAACUUAUUCAAAUAAACAUUACUGAGGUUUUCAGGGACUUUCGGCCCUCGGUAAUAAAGUAAUCUUUUAUUCUGCGUUUAAAUUUUUCAAAAAUAUUAAUUAGUUUUCUCAGGAUUCGAAAAAAAUAAUAAAUGCAUUUAGAAAGCAUUGCAAGCAAAUUUUGCGCCUACCCACUUAAGUGUACUAAUUCACGGUCAAGUGAACGAAAAUAUUUAUUAUUGAAAUAAGACUCAUUUUUUUCAUGCAUAUGAAUUUGUGGUCAACAAUAGAUUCAUCGUAUUUUAGUCUAACAGAAAACCUCCAAAUAUUCCUCAGAAAAGUGAAGAAGUGUGAUAGAAAAUGUGCUGCUAGAGUAACAUAAGAAUUAUGUUUUCAUGAAUGCUUCACACUCAUCCAAUACCAGCAUAGCUGCAGUUCCGCCUUAUCUUUAGAAAACUACUGAACAGUGGCGGAUCUACGGGGAAAUAGAGGAAUAUCCUCCGUAACACGGUCCAGAAUUAAAGAAGAUUGUUGAAACAUAAAAAAUACAUUAGCUGACAAACCACAGACAGACACACAAAUUCAACCAUUUAACUCGACAGUUAGGAAAAUUAAGGGAACUUAUUGCAUAUAAGUUGUUAUCUACGUCUUUUGUGUAGUUUGGGUUUAUCUUUUUUAUGUCUUUUGGUUGGUGUUUCAUUGGAAGUCCCCACCCCAAGGAAAAUGUCUAGAUCCACCAUUGCUAAUGAAACGUCUUCAGAAAACUGAGGAACAACCAUAACAAGUGCUGCUAGAGCUGCACACGACUUCCCACGUUUUUACGCAUUCAGAAUAUAAACCUGAUCUCAGCAACAACACCAUCUCACUUUCAAAAAACGCUGAAUCAUAAUUUAAAAAAAAUAAGAACCGCGGCUCUAACACAAAUAUCCUAAUUAGACCGGGCGGUAUCGUCGCCCCCGCUAGCGAAAUUAUUCCGAUUCGAUUUUUUUGCACAAACUUACUCAAAAAGAGGUCCUUAUAACAUAUCCACAGGGUCCCGGGCGGUGCCGUGGUCGAAAAAUUGUUUAAACAAUUUUUUAAAACAAAUUCACAAAAAUAAUUUUUAAUUCGAACAAAUUUUUUUUAGAUAAAUUGGCUUAUUCUGAGCAAAAAAGGUCUCUUGUCAUUUUUUUCUAAAAUUGAUUGUUGUCGAGUUACAUGCGAUUAAAAAUUUGAAAAAUGCGAAAAUGGCCAUUUUCAAGGCUUAAUAACUCGAUUAAACAUUAUUAUUAUGAAAUUCAAAAAGUCACCAAAUCAAGUUUCAAAUCCCUUCUUCAAGGUCCUGAAGAGAUUUUUGUCAUUAUUUUAUUAGAAAGCUGUUAUUUUUAAUUAUUAACAAUUAGCGCUAUAGUCCAGGAUGCAUCGUCGCCCAUGUUAGUGAAAUUAUUCAAAUUCCAUUUUUUUUUGCAGAAACUUACUCAAAACGAGGUCCUUAUAACAUAUCCACAGGGUGCCGGGCGGUGCCGUGGUCGAAAAAUUGUUUAAACAAUUUUUUUUAAACAAAUUCACAAAAAUAUUGUUUUUAUUGCGGACGAUUUUUUUUAGAUAAUUUGGGUUAUUCUGAGCAAAAAAGGUCUCUUGUAAUUUUUCUCUAAAAUUGAUUGUUGUCGAGUUAUAUGGCCAUUUUCGGAUUUUUCAAAUUAUAAAUCGCGUAUAAUUCGACAACAAUCAAUUUUAGAAAAAAUCACAAGAGCUGAAGCAGCAAGAAGUGAAAAAAUUAUUUUUGUGAAUUUGUUUAAAAAAAUUGUUUAAACAAUUUUUCGACCACGUCACCGUCCGGCACCCUGUGGAUAUGUUAUAAGGACCUCGUUUUGAGUAAGUUUCUGGAAAAAAAUGGAAUCGGAAUAAUUUCACUAACGGGGGCGACGAUAAAUCCUGGACUAUAGCGCUAAUUGUUAAUAAUUAAAAAUAACAGCUUUCUAAUAAAAUAAUGACACAAAUCUCUUCAGCACCUUGAAGAAGGGAUUUGAAACUUGAUUUGGUGACUUUUUGAAUUUCAUAAUAAUAAUGUUUAAUCGAGUUAUUAAGCCUUGAAAAUGGCGAUUUUCGCAUGUUUCAAAUUUUUAAUCGCAUAUAACUCGGCAACAAUCAAUUUUAGAAAAAAAUGACAAGAGACCUUUUUUGCUCAGAAUAAGCCAAUUUAUCUAAAAAAAAAUUGUUCGAAAUGAAAAAAUUAUUUUUGUGAAUUUGUUUAAAAAAAAUUGUUUAAACAAUUUUUCGACCGCGGCACCGCCCGGCACCCUGUGGAUAUGUUAUAAGGACCUCUUUUUGAGUAAGUUUGUGCAAAAACAUCGAAUCGGAAUAAUUUCGCUAGCGGGGGUGACGAUACUGCCCGGUCUAAAUAGGUCGUUAGUUAAUACGGCAUAUGAUGCAUCUAACCGAAAUCAGCAAAAUCUUAACAUACAGAUAGUCUAAGAUUACUCAAACCCGAGUUUUCCAUAAACGAUUGUAUUUCGCUUUUACUGACUACCAUGUACCUCUGUACUUGUUUUUUUUUUUCGUAUUAAGGUCAAGUCCAUGAUAUCUACUUGAUAUGCGGGACAUUAUUUUUGCACACCAUUUGUUAUUUGCAAAAACUACUUCGUCGGCAUAUGUAAUGUUUGUUACACGCACGCACUCUAUUCUGCAUCCGUCAAAAAGUGAGAUAUCUUGUGGCACUUGUUGUGGUUGUUCCUCAGUUGUUUGAUGGCGCUUCAGUAGCAGUGGCGGGGAAGAUUUGUCUUGGAGGGGGGAUGGAUAAACCCAAACUAUAUAUAUUUGUCAAACUUGUUCCUACCAAGUAUUAGUGAUGUUGAUUAGUUACUUUCGAGUAUUCCUUACAAAUUGUUACUUUUGUAUAAAGUAAUCAUUUACAGUAUUCGUUACUUUGAUUACUUUUGUAUUUGAGGACCGGUAAUCAUAUCGACAAUCGCACUUCUCAGUACAUAUUUUGUAUUAGUAGGAUACUUUGAUUACUAUGAUUACUCUUGUAUUUGAGUACCGGUAAUCAUAUGAAGAAUCGCAUUUCUCAGUAGGUAUUUCGCAUAAGUAUAAGAUCCGAUAUAACAACGACCUUCACCGAUCUAUUUAAUGGAUAGAAAUUAAAUGAUAUGUAAUUGUUCUGUCAUUGCUGCUCCACAAUAUCAGUAAUCUGUUUGCAUCACUUAAGUGCGAAAAACAAACCGUCGAAACUCUAGAUGACGUACAUUAGCAGUAACCCUGGGCACCCAGGUGCUUCGGAGGUUGGUUCUGAUUGCAUAUUCGUGUUCAGUGACCCCAAAUACCCCGAAAAAAAGACAAUCUGGCCUUUAAUAUACUGAUUUUAACAUGUUUAUUCAUUUUGCGAUGCAUUUUAUACUCUUUAAAAUGUAAUAAUGCAUUUCCACCUAUUAAUUUUUCUAUUGUAUACUUUUCUCCAGACGUCAUCGUAAUCCUAAAUACAAUGCAAAAAGUUGCAAGUCUCUAUGUACCUACUGGUCUAAUAAAAACAAUGCCAUACCUACAUGUAAAAUUAAAGUUGAUGAUCAUAGUCUAAAAAUAUUAUCAUUUCUACAUAUUUUCCGGUCAAUCUAAGCUAUUUUUUUUCUAGGCCUGAUAAGAAUAGUGUGUAUUUGCUAUUAAAAUCUAAUGUGUUGCAUUGUUAUUUUCAAAGGAACUAACAUCUGUAAAAUUCUGUGAAUUAUCUACCUCGACAAAUCGUAUAGACAACUGUUUCUGGGUGCAAGCUUUGUUAAAUGAUAUACCUCCCUCUGUUUCAACUACUUCUCAGCGCCCUGUAAUCCUGUUAAACUCUUCAUAGCCUCCGCCCUUCAUAGAUAAACUUUUACUUAACUGUACUGAUACCGAACACUCGUGGAAUACCGGUCCGACUCCGAUAUCAACCGAUUGUAGAUACAAUACUCAAAAUAGGUACUCGCUCUGAUACCAUUGGUACGAAGUAAUCAGAGUAAUCAAAGUAACGAUUUACCUCUGUGUAUAGUAAUCGUUACUUUCGGUAUUCGUAAGUAACAAGUACUUUGUAACGAAUAGUUACUUUUUCAACAUCACUACUAAGUAUGACUAACUAUAACUAAUAAUAAUUUAUAUACAAUUAGUUCCCUUAAUUUUCCUAAAUGGCGUGUUUAUUGGGUUGAAUUUCUGUGUAUGUAAUUUAAGUUUCAUGUUAACUAAUGUAGUUUUUAUUCUUCAACAAUAUUUUCGUUAAUUCUAGCCGUGUUACGGGAGAAUUCCCCUAUUCCCCUCGUAGAUCCCAGUGUUCAGUAGUUUUCUAAAGAUAAGGCGGAACUGCAGCUAUGUUGGUAUUGGAUAAGUAUGAAGCAUUCAUGAAAACAUGAUAUGUCGCUCUAGCAGCACAUGUUCUACCGCACUUCUUCAGUUUUGUGAGAUUUUUCGAAGAUUUUCUGAGGACUAAAAUAUGAUGCAUCUAUUUUUGACCACGAAUUAAUAUGAAAAAUGCAAAUAUGCAUGAAGAAAAUGAUUCUCUCUUCUUUCAAUAGUAGAUAUUUUCGUUCACUUGAUCGUGAAUUAGUGCACUUGACAUAAACUGAACACCUGUGUCAAAUAGCUUCACAGUAAUAGUUUUUCAGACCUAGGUCCAGUGGACUUCUUAAUCUACGCACUGAGAACUAUCAUUGACCAAACUUUCGUUAAAUUUGACCGGGGCCACUUUUCCAUAAGUAGUGUUGCAGGGUCCUUUAAAAUUGCCUAUGAUCAGUCCUCUUUUAACCUAGAAACAAGAAAUUGUACGAGUAUCAGAAACACAUAUUUGUAAUAUAUUAAGUACACAUAAUUUGGUUAUCAAUAAAGAUUAAUGUUUUUGAGUUAA